This is a messenger RNA of Ochlerotatus camptorhynchus, 927 nucleotides long. Its product is annotated as general odorant-binding protein 45-like. The transcript has a single exon. Gene Ontology annotation, molecular function: odorant binding. The coding region runs from base 1 to 927 and encodes 308 amino acids. NCBI's taxonomy places the organism in Eukaryota, Metazoa, Arthropoda, Insecta, Diptera, Culicidae. The record is from RefSeq and is a predicted model, not a curated record.
AUGCCAUUGUACUCCUGUCUUUUCACACUCACAGCCGUUUCCGUUGCCAUCAUCAGCGAUGUAGUCUCAUCAGUUGGUGAACACAGUGCUAAGUUCAAAAGUAUUCAAUCCUCAUACGGCGAAUGCAACCAGUAUCUGUCAACCGAUGGCCUCCGGCAGCAAUGCGACACCCGCUGCGUAGCGCUAGUGAACCGCAUCUGGAAUGACACCACUGGGCUUCUAUCGGAUUCGACCGGGCGUUUCUACACCCAAGAGCUGCAGAAUCCCUGCUCCCGUAACCGUACCAAACAGUGUUUGAAGGAAGUCAUCUCCACGGUCUCCCGAAGGGACAGUUGCAAACGUGCACAGGCAUCAGUCGAUUGCUAUCUGAACAACUACGGUCAACUGGACGUCACGGGUCUAAAAUAUGUGCCCUUCACGGAUAUCCAGCAAGUGUGUAUCCUAAAAAAAUGUGCGGCAAUGCUGGGUGUCUCGGACAAGCUGGAUCAAGUGGUGCAGAAUGGUAUGCAAAGCAUUCCGGAAGGAGACUGUCUGCUGCGGUGUCUACUCAUCCAGCAGGCCUUGUACAGCGACGAAUCAGGCCCGGAUUUGAUGCGGCUAUCGGUUCAAUGCAAUGGAUACGGUGAGAACGAGGCCGAAUGGCGUGCCAAUGUGACACAGUGCGUGGCGGCAGUGCAGGCCGAAGGGAGCUGUGACAAGUGCGCGCAAGCAGCGAAAAUCGCUUCCGAGUGCCUAGUGAUGAAUCUCAAGCUUUACAUGGUGAAGAAUGCCAACAUCCGGAAGUGGAUUCCGUAUGCCAUCCGUUUAGACAGUGGAGCUAUAAAUGCGGGUUCCACUGCUGCCGCCGAUGCCAAUGCGGGAGCUUUAGCUAUUAGUGAAUCGGAUAUUUUGAUUGAAUAUUACGCGUGGUACUUUUGGAUAUAUUGA